Kwoniella shivajii is the source of this 1413-nucleotide messenger RNA. RefSeq lists its product as uncharacterized. Bases 1 to 1413 code for a protein of 470 amino acids. The record is from RefSeq and is a predicted model, not a curated record. The transcript is spliced from 11 exons. NCBI's taxonomy places the organism in Eukaryota, Fungi, Basidiomycota, Tremellomycetes, Tremellales, Cryptococcaceae.
AUGUAUACUAGUAUUACUCAUACUCUAAUACCACUCUCCCUUCUGGGUUGUACUCUCGCCGGUGUAAUUCGAAUCCGUGGUGAUGACAGCUCUUCCGACACCGAUAAACAUCACGACGACCACGACAAAGGCAACCAUCACGAUCACCUUCCUCGACAAGGCUCCACCGAGUUCAUAGGUUGUGUCAGCAGAACCUUUUUCAACCUCGUUGCUUACGAUAACGACUUCGAUGGUGACUUAUCCGAUCAAGGCGAUCUAGCUGCAUGCCUUACCCAUUGCGUGGACAAACAAUUUCGAUAUACAUACUGGGAUGGCGACAGAAAGCAAUGCUACUGCUCUCCUACGCAACGACCAGAUGCCGAGCAGAUUAGGGACAAUGACGCUGUCACUGGUCAAUGCAAAGACAGAGACGCUUUAGUCGCUCUCAAUAACGCCAAAUUCAUCUUCGGUGGCUGUUUCAAUCAAUCGUCUGUCGACACCAUCACUUCUGUAGCAAGGUUCAGCACUACCUCCGUCAGAGACUGCUUUACCUUCUGCGACCAACCUUGUCGGCGUCAACCUAUUGAAGUUGUUGGUGCCACUCCCCGGUAUGAUCCUGCUCUUUACGACUUCGCCUACGACUGUCAAUGUUACGGCUUUUCUUCCGCUGACACACCACCGUUAUUCACUCGAGUUUGUGGCAUUGACUCCAUUUUCGGCUAUUCUCGAACCAUUUAUCCCGACAAUGAUGAUCAACGCAAGAGAGUCGAGCGAGGAGAGUAUGACGGUGAAGAUGAUCAUGAUUACCAGUAUGGAUACGGUAAAGGCCAUCACGAGCAAGAUCAAGGAAAUGACUCUGAACACGAUAAAAACAAAGGUGAGGAGGACCACGAGGAGGAUCACAAGGACCAUAAAAACGACGGCGAAUGGCAUGAAGAUGAUUACUCUCCUGAUCACGAAUAUCAAAAUGGCAAAGACGAUGGCUACGAGCAUGAUAAUGGCAAGGGAUACGAGCAUGGCAAACAGGAUAACGAGCAAGAUCAUCACGGUAAAGGCAAUGAUUAUGAGUACAAGGACUCCGACAACGAAGAGAGCGGAGGAACCCACAACAAAGAUGAGGAUCAACACCAUGAAGAGGGCGAUGAAAAAUUCAAAAAUGAGCCUGAAAAGGCAAGUUACCAUAAACAGAUUGGUGAUGGUCAACGCAAGCAAGGUGACGAACCCGACUAUGAUUAUGAUCAUGUGAAGGAGCAUGAACACCACAAAGGCGAUGAUCACAGCCACGGCAAGAAUCGCGACGAUGACCCAGACGAAGCAUGGCACCACAAAGGUGGCAAGUACCAUGACAACAACAACGACCAUUACGAAUACGAUUAUGGAUAUUACCGCAAAGGUAUGUCAAACCCUGCCUCAACCCUCUGUGCCUAUGGCUGA